AUGACCUUGAGUGAUACCACGAACGACUAUGGUAGUCAGCCAAAGCGCGCCAGAAAGAAUCAGAAGAACUUGAUCAUAAAUGCAUUUUUAAUGGGAUCCCCUGGAUGUCAAACAAUUGGCUCCUGGAGGCAUCCCGAUGAUAAGUCUGAAGAAUACUUGACUAACCCAAAGUUUUGGACUGAUCUUGCCAAAACUUUGGAGAAGGGUAAAUUCCAUGCAGUCUUUUUCGCGGAUGUACUUGGAUCUUAUGACGUUUAUCAAGGGCCUAGCAACAUCGGACCAGUCGCAAAGGCCGGAUCCCAAUGGCCAAUCCUGGAUCCUAGUUAUUUCAUUCCCUUAAUGGCAUCGGUCACAAAAGAUUUGUCUUUUGGGAUGACUAUCUCGACCAUAUCAGAAGAACCAUACCACUUAUCUAGAAGACUUGGAACUAUCGAUCUAAUCACAAACGGUCGCGUUGGCUGGAACAUCGUUACAUCAUACCUAGAAAGUGCGGCAAGAAACCUACUGAACGGUAAGGAUCUUCCUGGUAACAAUGAGCGUUAUGCGAAAGCUGAAGAGUACGUUGACGUGGUUUACAAGCUAUUCUUGAGUUCUUGGAGGGAUGGUGCCGUCAAAAUCAAUAAAAAGGAAGGAAUCUUCACUGAUCCUAAAGGUUUAAGACAUAUCAAACACAAGGGCGAAUUCUUUGAUGUAUUGGGACCUAAUAUUACUCCUCCAAGCAGACAAAAACUUCCUGUUAUCAUUCAAGCUGGUACCUCUCCUAAGGGUAAGGAGUUAGCAGCCAGAAACGCAGAGAUCGUAUUUUUGUCGCAAUUGACGCCUGAUAAACUUGUUGGGCCUAUCAAGGAAAUUAAAACGAUUGCCAAGGAGAAGUUUGGAAGAGAUCCUUCAAAGAUUAAAUUUCUUGCAUUGAUGACUGUUGUUCUUGGUGAUACUCAUGAACAAGCAGUAGCUAAGGUCAAGCAGUUCAAAGAGGUGUUUGGUGACGUUGAGGCUGCCAAAGCUAUGUUUUCGGGAUGGACUGGUGUUAAUCUAGACUUAUUCGAGGACGACCAACCUCUUGAAAAUGUCGAGCACCUGGCUCUUGCCUCUUCGAUUAAAAGAUGGUCUGGCCAGCACCCAACUAUAAAAAAAUGGACGAAGGACACAAUCGCUGACAGUAUUCUUGUUGGUGGAAGUGGUGCGUUAAUAAUCGGAACGCCUGCUGAGGUUGCUGAUGAGCUUGGUAGAUGGGUUGAGGUUUCAGACAUUGAUGGAUUUAACCUUGCUUACACUGUUUUGCCACAAUCUUACGAAGAGAUUUCUGAGAAGUUACUUCCUGAAUUGCAAAAGCGUGGUCUUUUCAGGCACGAGUAUCCAAAAUCGGAGACACCUGGCCAAGGUCCAACCUUUAGAGAGCAGUUAUUCGGAACAUCGAAGCUAGAUGAAACUCAUCCUGCCUCUGGUCUUUCCUGGAACGAAAAUGAAGAGGCAGAAGAAUUUGAGGAGCGUUUCGAAGCUGCUUACAAUAAGCUAAAGGGUAUAAAAAACUAG
Molecule: messenger RNA, 1533 nt
Organism: Lachancea fermentati
Lineage: Eukaryota; Fungi; Ascomycota; Saccharomycetes; Saccharomycetales; Saccharomycetaceae
Source: the annotation of a GenBank genome assembly